GCACCUAAACUUUCUUGCAGCAAAAUUUACAGAAGAAGAAGAACUUUCAGGAAGUUUGAAAAUAGCAAGCCGUCCGCAUUCAUUCAAUCUCACCUCCGACCCACUCAAACUAACCCUAACCCUGCAUUCCAUUGUUUCCAUUAUGGGAAAUCUAAGUGACACUCUCAAAUUAACAGGAACAUUGCGCAGAAGAUAUGUCCUGGGCAAUGGACUGAGAAAACGGGCAGAGAUUUAGAGGUAUUUGUGCAUGCUCUAUAUUACAGUUGAAAAGUGUAUGUGACAAGAUGAUUAACGUUUGCUUUUGUUAAAUCAGGGCUUCCCCAGUCAGGACUUCGGCUCAGACUGUGGCAUAUUCAUGUUGAUGGUAGAUCAUAGCGAGCUGUAAUGCACAAAUAUUGUAGUAUCUAGAAUAACUUUCCAACAUGGACUUUUUUAAAGUUAUCUCACAUGUUAUCUCAUAAUUUUUUUUAAGUCUGCCAUGUACAUUGUUCCGGAGUCACAGUUGGACUACUCAGUUGUAAGUACUUUUCAACACGCAGUGUCAUCCUCAAGGUUGUAUUUUGUGUUGUGCACUAAAAUGAAAUACAAACAACAAUUUCAGCAUGACAUGCCUGUUUUGCGGAGAUGGUGGUGCCUGUUGCUCUUGGAAAACAGUUCUUUGAACAGGUAGACAGUUUAAGUAAACUAGAUGCCCUAAUUAACUGGAAGACAAUCAAUAUAUUGUACUUAAAGAUAUAUUGUCAUUACAGUUAUGGGAAAAUCUUUGCCCAAUGGACCAAAGAAUGUCAGGAGCUUAUUGCUGGAAAGCAUACUCCGGUCUUCAGGCCUAAGAGGAAGGCCGAGCAGCAGGACACAGAGGUUAGAAAAUUGCCUUCGAAAAACAGUAUUAUCUCAGUGGGAGUCCUUCAAAAUGCACAUUAUGGAUAAACAUUGUCUUGAUGUAUUUGGUAAUUGAUGUUACUUUUCAAAUUGACUUGUCCAGGAAACCAUGACGCAGACGACAUCUGAUGUCCAAAGAGUGUGCAUGGCAGAUUCAAUGAAAUUCUGUGUCUACCAGACCUUCGACAACACAGGAGAGAGGUUUGUUGCAGACUCAAUUUAAUAAAUGCAAUUAUCGGGGCCUAUUCAGUGAUUUUCCAUGAAGUGACCACUUUUACAUAUAGUUUCAAUGCACGAAUCAUGUGGGAAAAUUAUUUAUACAUUCAAAUGUGCUGCAGAGGUAUAAUCAAUUGGACAGCGUGUGUGUUUAAUAUUAAGUUUGUCUCUCAUUUGAUCAGAUUGCUUUACCCUGAGGUAAAAUUUGUAAAAUGGGUCCAGUGCAAGACAUGCAGGGGCUGGCUGCAUCAAGAUUGUGCCGGGAUUGACACGGAGCCCUUUGACUGUGGCUGCGAGGACUCCAUUGAGCAUCCUCGGUAUAACAUAAUUUAUCAAGGAAACAUAGUAUCAGUCAAAAAUACGAGGCGCAAAGGAUGAAAAAUGAGGGCUUGCUCUUUUUCUUAUUUCUCUGCAGGAUCAAGGAUGCCGUUGACAGUGGAAGAAUUGGUGCUGUCUUUUCUAAGACACAGAUCAAGGUUGCUUUUGAAUGCACUAUCAGUUGUUAAAGCCACCGUUUCUGUUACAGAUUAUUACAUUUUUGUCUCUUGCUCUUUGGUUUCAGACAUUACACGAUGAUCUGCUCUCUGGAAACAUCCGCUCCAACAGGAUGUUUCUUUGGAGGAAACCCGCCACCUCACUCCGGCUCAAGCAGCAUCUAAAGAUUAGGUCACUAUGUUGGAGUGAGCAGCGCCUAAGUAAAAAUGCCAUCCAUCAUGAGUAUUUUUACUCUCAGAGGUGUUACAUUUGAAAGCUGUUUACUUUCUGUGUUUUUCUUCAAUAGAUCUUCGAGCUCCUGCGGUUUAUUGAGGAGGCAACAACCAUAUCCGACAACAUCAAGAGAGUUGAGAUUCACUUGCUUGAUUUUGUCCUUGAUGUCAUGCUCCCAGAGGUGAGUAGAUCAAACUAUAUAGCUUGCUUUGAAAAUUGAUGAUAUUGUUAAGAGGUUGUUUUUAUUCAUUUGGAAAGCUCAAGAACAACAAUUAACCCAUACUGCAUAACUUCAAUUGUUCACAUUAUUUGACUGUUUUUCAGCUUUUGAUCAAAGCACUUCAAGAGCAUGGCAUCACCCGACUCAGAGUGGAGCAGAUGAUGGCCUGUGGCAGUAUAUUUUAAGCCCCCCACCACACCGACGGCAACGCUCUCAAUUAUGGGACGUGGAAGCCUGUAUAUGUAUAUAUGAUUAUAUUUUUUUUUACUGUGUUUACAAUUUAUUGUUUGGAAAAUAUUAAAGAAAUCUUUGAAGCAGUUGUAUGACAAUUUCCCAUUUCUUUACACAGUCUGUAAUGAUAUCGCAAUUCAAUUGUUUUUGCUAAAUGGCUCCUCUGAACCUUAAACAGAUCAUGUGACUUGUGUCUCUACAAUUAUUGUAUACUUGGAUUUUGCACAGUCAAGCAAUCCUGAAGAGGCUCACCAGGAAGCAUACCAUGUCAUAAAUUGUCCCUGGUUACACAAUGUUACUAAAGGAUGGGGGAAAAAUAUGUGCAGCAACGUAAGCACUCUCAUAGAACAUAAUUAUGAACAACAGAAAAUAUGUGAGGGUCAAGGCAACAUUGUUGACAUUAAACGAGGUCCUAAUAGGAGCGGAUCCUCCUCAUUACUUCCCACGAUUCACAGUGGAGGAUACAUCACACACACACAACUGCUUAUAAGAGAAACAAGUCACAGAGAAGUUAAGAAACAUUCAUGUGCUGUGUAAUGAAGCUAUUGGAGAGAGGAGUUAGAAAACACUCUUAUAUGAUGUGUAACAAGAGGUUAAAACAGUCCAUACUUGUAGCAAACUCUUACAUAAGAAUUUGAGUAAGAUGAUAACUUCUAUAUACAUUUAUACACAUUAUUCUGACAAAUUAUCAGAAUAUGAGGACAUCAGUCUAUAUAUAUAAAUAAAUAUAUAUAUAUAUAUAUAUAUACACACACACACAUUUAUAUAUAUACACUACCGUUCAAAAGUUUGGGGUCACCCAAAUAAUUUUGUGUUUUCCAUGAAAAGUCACACUUAUUCACCACCAUAUGUUGUGAAAUGAAUAGAAAAUAGAGUCAUGACAUUGACAAGGUUAGAAAUAAUGAUUUGGAUUUGAAAUAAGAUUUUUUUUACAUCAAACUUUGCUUUCGUCAAAGAAUCCUCCAUUUGCAGCAUUGCAGACCUUUGGCAUUCUAGCUGUUUAUUUGUUGAGGCAAUCUGGAGAAAUUGCACCCCACGCUUCCAGAAGCAGCUCCCACAAGUUGGAUUGGUUGGAUGGGCACUUCUUGGGUACCAUACGGUCAAGCUGCUCCCACAACAGCUCAAUGGGGUUCAGAUCUGGUGACUGCGCUGGCCACUCCAUUACCGAUAGAAUACCAGCUGCCUGCUUCUGCUCUAAAUAGUUCUUGCACAAUUUGGAGGUGUGUUUAGGGUCAUUGUCCUGUUGUAGGAUGAAAUUGGCUCCAAUCAAGCGCUGUCCACUGGGUAUGGCAUGGCGUUGCAAAAUGGAGUGAUAGCCUUCCUUAUUCAGAAUCCCUUUUACCCUGUACAAAUCUCCCACCUUACCAGCACCAAAGCAACCCCAGACCAUCACAUUACCUCCACCAUGCUUAACAGAUGGCGUCAGGCAUUCUUCCAGCAUCUUUUCAUUUGUUCUGCGUCUCACAAACGUUCUUCUUUGUGAUCCAAACACCUCAAACUUGGAUUCAUCCGUCCACAACACUUUUUUCCAGUCUUCAUCUGUCCAAUGUCUGUGUUCUUUUGCCCAUCUUAAUCUUUUUCUUUCGUUGGCCAGUCUCAGAUAUGGCUUUUUCUUUGCCACUCUGCCCUGAAGCCCAGAAUCCCGCAGCCGCCUCUUCACUGUAGAUGUUGACACUGGUGUUUUGCGGGUACUAUUUAAUGAAGAUGCCAGUUGGGGACCUGUGAGGCUUCUGUUUCUCAAACUAGAGACUCUAAUGUACUUAUCUUCUUGCUCAGUUGUGCAACGCGGCCUCCCACUUCUUUUUCUACUCUGGUUAGAGCCUGUUUGUGCUGUCCUCUGAAGGGAGUAGUACACACCGUUGUAGGAAAUCUUCAAUUUCUUAGCAAUUUCUCGCAUGGAAUAGCCUUCGUUUCUAAGAACAAGAAUAGACUGUCGAGUUUCAGAUGAAAGUUCUCUUUUUCUGGCCAUUUUGAGCGUUUAAUUGACCCCACCAAUGUGAUGCUCCAGAAACUCAAUCUGCUCAAAGGAAGGUCAGUUUAGUAGCUUCUGUAACGAGCUAAACUGUUUUCAGAUGUGCGAACAUGAUUGCACAAGGGUUUUCUAAUCAUCAAUUAGCCUUCUGAGCCAAUGAGCAAACACAUUGUACCAUUAGAACACUGGAGUGAUAGUUGCUUGAAAUGGGCCUCUAUACACCCAUGUAGAUAUUGCACCAAAAACCAGACAUUUGCAGCUAGAAUAGUCAUUUACCACAUUAGCAAUGUAUAGAGUGUAUUUCUUUAAAGUUAAGACUAGUUUAAAGUUAUCUUCAUUGAAAAGUACAGUGCUUUUCCUUCAAAAAUAAGGACAUUUCAAUGUGACCCCACACACAUUUAUAUAUAUAUAUAUUACUGAAUAAAAUAUUACAGAAUUAAAUCAGAACAAAACAGUAGUCAUAAAUAAUACAUAAAGGUUUUAUUUUGGUUUUUAGCUCAAUAAUAAAUUCAAUUCGAUUCUUACGGAAUGAACGGAGCGAAAAAAAACGCUUCCGGCGACUAAAUCCGACUACCGGAAGUCCCUACCGGAAGUCCCUUCUAACAAAAAAAAAAUCGAUCAUUGGAAUAACCCUCCCACAUGUUGUUUGGUUUUUUUAGCUGGACGAAUUAAUUCCGUUAGAAACGUACAGCAUGGAUGUGACCAAAAAACAAACUUUUGGCGAAAUAUUUCGGCGCCGGAAGUCCGCCAACGAGAAAGCCCGAAUUAUUUCGCCUUAAGUAAUUCUGAGUGAGUAUUGCGGAAGUUCAUCUUCUGGGUCCGCCAUCUUGGGCUGCAGUUGGGUCACUCUUAAUUCGGACGCAGCAACUGACUCUCACUAUAGUACUUUUUCUAUAUUACUCUGAAACGCCAGCAGGAUAAAUCCAGGAGAAAGAACAGUUUGAAGUUUUAAUCAUGUUUUACUACAAAAGUCAUUAUCUUAAAGUCAUUUUGACCAUUUUUAAAGAAAAGUGCGAAAAUGUUUGACUUUUACUUUUAAGACCGUUUAGUGAGAAGAUAAGAGAGCCGGUGGAUCUGAGAGACCGUUUAUACUGUCAGUUCAGUUAGUUAACAGUCUGCGUGUGUGUGUGUGUGCGUGUGUGUGUGUGUGUGUGUCUCACCACAGCCACGGAGUGUGGGCUCGGUCCGGUAAACUCUCGGUUUCUGGUUCUUCUUUGACUCAGCAGCAUCUUCUCUCGGUCUGAUGGUGUUUUUAUUUCUGCCGUCUCUGAGUAAACACUGACAACAAACCGUUACCAUGGUUACCGCAGACAUGGAGACGACGCCUAAACCAACUUCCGUGUACAACAUCGUCCUUUCACUGAUUUCCUGUUUUAAUAGCCUGAAUGAAAAUCUGUAAAAAUCUCUGAAAAUCCCUCUGAGACACUGACCAAGUUUAAACUUUGCAAGUGAAGUACUGCGGCCACGACUGUGACGGUAAACUACAGUACCCAUGAUCCUCUUCGCUGGUGCAAGGCUGGAUAGUCUGUUUCAGAGCAGUGGAUUAAACUGCUCUGGUCUGUUUCUGUUGAAAAUCUGUGGCUGUGUCCCAUUUAGAGACUGCACCGUCAAACGGCACAAAACGGCGCAUUUGAAGCGUGCAUGGAAUCAUCACGCGGCGCGAACGGUUUCCCAUUUGGCACGAAAUGCUAAGCGCGCUCAGCAUUUUUCGAGCGUGCAUUUAUGCACACUUUCGUGCCGUUCGUAUCCCAGAAUUCUUUGCGUGCCGCUGCACAGCUGCGCUUUCCGGUAAGAGGCUGGAUUCGCUUGGAGACACAGCGCGUCUUCAAAGAAAAUACAAGAAAUCCAAAAACAGCAGACAGUCAGCUCAGGCUGUAUGAGCGCAUGAUCUCUGAACUCACUAAAAUAUGCAAACCAAACAUUAUCGCAGGGGUGGGGAACCAUGUGCCACAGAGAGCCGAGAGGCUGCAGGUUUUCUUUCCAAGCCAAAACUCCACCAGGUGAUUUCACUGAUUAGUCCCUGCUCUCUGCUCGAGGUAAGGUAUGCUGCGUCCGAAUUGCCCGCUCGGGUACUACAUGCUACUGCUACGUGCUACUGCUAGAUCCUACUCCUACAUACUAAACACGUUGGCCCAAUUCGGACACACUAGACGAGCGGUGGGGAAAGACGACCCCGCAGGCAAAGAGUAGGUACUGCGCCCGUUUUAGACUGAAUGGUAAUUGUGCAAGUGAUGGAUGCUUCUUUAUUAUAUUCCUGCACUGCUUUAGAAAUUCACAAAGUAGCUUUUCCAUGACUUUAAGCCUUCAUUCACUCACGCGGUGAUCAUUUGUUCAAUGAGAUCUGCCUGAUUACUGCAGCUGUGCAGUUUAAUGAUGGAAUAAGUGAGCUUUACCGCCAUGAUGUCGCCACAUAUUUGCUCAUAAAAUGAUUACAUGGGCAAAUAUGACACCAUGACAUGACAAAGAGAUACAACCGCACAUUUUUUAGGACAGUGUGUGAAGUUACAUGAAACUUACAUCUGUACUGCUGCGGUCCCGCCUGCUGCUGCUGCUGCUGCUCCGCCAUGGUGCGCGCUGCUGUGGCCAGCCGACGUUCGCGACACAUUUAAAUAGGCAGAGCAGCUGGUGGCGCUAGCAUCACAUGCGCUUCUACAACUUUUAAGAGGACGAAGAAGAAGCCCGCGGUGCAUUUUGGGUCAGUAGCAUGCCCGUAGGAUGCAGAGCUGCGUCCGAAUUGCCAAGUAGUAGUCGAAGUAGUAGUCGAAGUAGUAUCUAGCAUGUCCGAAUUGGCCACCGGAGCGAGUAGCAUGCUACUUCAGAUACUACUUCAGAUGCUAGACACGCCCACAUUGUAGGUUGGUCUCGGUGCAUCCUACGGGCAUGCUACUGACCCAAAAUGCACCGCGGGCUUCUUCUUCGUCCUCUUAAAAGUUGUAGAAGCGCAUGUGAUGCUAGCGCCACCAGCUGCUAUGCCUAUUUAAAAGUGUCGCGAACGCCGGCUGGCCACAGCAGCGCGCACCAUGUCGGAGCAGCAGCAGCAGCAGCAGCAGGCGGGACCGCAGCAGCACAGAUGUAAGUUUCAUGUAACUUCACACACUGUCCUAAAAAAUGUGCGGUUGUAUCUCUUUGUCAUGUCAUGGUGUCAUAUUUGCCCAAGUAAUCAUUUUAUGAGCAAGUGGCGACAUCAUGGAGGUAAAGUUCACUUAUUCCAUCAUUAAACUGCACAGCUGCAGUACUACAGCCAGGCCCGCAGAUGAGGGGCUUCAGUUACCACUGUCUGCACGGGCGCAGUACCUACUCUCUGCCUGCGGGGUCGUCUUUCCCCACCGCUCGUCUAGUGUGUCCGAAUUGGGCCAACGUUUUUAGUAUGUAGGAGUAGGAUCUAGCAGUAGCACGUAGCAGUAGCAUGUAGUAUCCGAGCGGGCAGUUCGGACGCAGCACAAGAGUACCCAACUGCAGCGCAUGAUGGCGGACCCAAAAGAUGAACAAACGCCAUAGACAUAAUAAAAGGAUAGACCCCGCUGGGGGUGCUGCGCAGCGAGAAAUGCGGCCGCCAUCUUGGUCAGGUCAAGCUUCCCAUACGCUCCGGUCAAUCAUAUUCAUUAAUUCAUUCAUUCAUUCAUUCAGCGAUGCCGGAGCACUGUGCGGCGUAUUCCUGUGCCAACAGGCGGACAGCAGAGAACAGGGCUCAAGGAAUAACUUUUCGCAGUUAUGAUUAAACGUUUUUUCAACAUUACACUUGACUGUAGAGUCAUUUGUAGGCCAAAGAGGAAGACUAUCGGUCAACUCCAAAAAGGAAACAGCAUUUGCGAACAGCUAGCUUAUUCACAAUAAUAGCAACUUUGCUCUAUUAUCAACAGAUUUGCAUUAGAUUGAAAAACUUUUGUUUGAGAGAGGUUCUAAGAAACGUUAAGAAAUAAAAUAGAAAGAAGAAGGAAGAAAGUGAGCUCUGUUUUAUUAUCUGUUUUAUUAAAGAUUUCUUUGUGAUGAUCUCCUGUUUCAUUUUGAAGAUUUCCUAAGGACAAAAACUUGAGGAAGAAGUGGGAGAUUGCUGUUAGAGGGAGAAAUUCGCAGCAAGUGAUUCCUCUGUGCUGUGUAGCCAACAAGCAAACUGAUAUGUAGUUUAGAUGCUGUCCUGUCAUGCUGUUCUUGUGUUUAAAUUCUUUUGAUAUGUAGGCUAUAUAUUUGUGUGUAUUUUCCAGUUAUUAAAAUAGUGCUUCUAUAUGACAUUAUUUGUGUGUGUCUACAAAUGGAUAAAUAAAAUUAAACUAAAUAAAUUAUAAUCAAAUCAAUAUAUAUUGAAUUGGCCUAUUAAAACCGCCAGUUAUUAAUAAUUAUUGAGACAUAGCAGGAACCUAGCUCUAAACCUAGAUAUAUCCUUGAUUAAUUGUUAUACUAUAAUACAGCCACUGCUGCCAUGUUCUAAAAUAUCAUUUUAUUCAUUCUGAGUAUUUGAAAACGCCAAAAAAAAUAUGGCCUCUAUCAUGCCUCUUUGAAUGGCGUUUGCAGAGAAGAAAAUUACGUAGUAUUGAGCGAACUAUGAUUCAUUUAAUGCGCUCGGACUUCAUUCCGCCGGUUAAACAGCGGUGCAGAGUGAGGCGGAUGACCGGACCAAGAUGGCGGCCGCAUUUCUCGACAGCGCCCAUUCGUGGUAGCGGCCGACGCGGGGUCUAUCUUUUAUUAUGUCUAUGAACAAACGCAAUGAACUUUCGCAAUGAAUUCCCGCAUUACCUCCAAUUGGCGGACCCAAAACAUGAACUUCCGCUUUGCGAUGCCAGAACAGUAGGUGGCGGUAUGCACCUAAACUUUCUGACGGCAAAAUUUACAGAAGAAGAAGAACUCUCAGGAAGUUUGAAAAGAAGCAAGCCGUCCGCAUUCAUUCAAUCUCACCUCCGACCCACUCAAACUAACCCUAACCCUGCAUUCCAUUGUUUCCAUCAUGGGAAAUCUAAGUGACACUCUCAAAUUAACAGGAACAUUGCGCAGAAGAUAUGUCCUGGGCAAUGGACUGAGAAAACGGGCAGAGAUUUAGAGGUAUUUGUGCAUGCUCUAUAUUACAGUUGAAAAGUGUAUAACAGCUUUCCAAUGCUGUUACUUGUGGCGAACACCUUUUUGCUUGAGUUGAUGCGUGCCCGCAGGUGGAAUAAUGUCACAUGUCACACCGUCCAUAUUUUCUGUUGUUUUGAUUUAUUUACUCAUUCAUCAUUUUAUGUAAGACAAAGACACAAGACCACUUCACACGGUCAAAAAACUGUUCGGCUUCCCAGGUGUGCGCACCUGUCCAAAUCAAACCACCCAUUAAAUAGACAGGCACAAUUGCACCAUCUGCUGGCACAAAAAAAUACAUAAUAAACUGCAAAACCCCAAUCUGGCUCCUACAAAGUGUAUGUGACAAGAUGAUUAACGUUUGCUUUUGUUAAAUCAAGGCUUCCCCAGCCAGGACUUAGGCUCAGACUGUGGCAUAUUCAUGUUGAUGGUAGGUCAUAACGAGCUGUAAUGCACAAAUAUUGUAUCUAGAAUAACUUUCCAACAUGGACUUUUUUAAAGUUAUCUCACAUGUUGUCUCAUAAUUUUUUUUUUUUUAAGUCUGCCAUGUACAUCGUUCCGGAGUCACAGUUUGACUACUCAGUUGUAAGUACUUUUCAACACGCAGUGUCAUCCUCAAGGUUGUAUUUUGUAUUGUGCACUAAAAUGAAAUACAAACAACAAUUUCAGCAUGACAUGCCUGUUUUGCGGCGAUGGUGGUGCCUGUUGCUCCUGGAGAACAAUUCUUUGAACAGGUAGACAGUUUAAGUAAACUAGAUGCCCUAAUUAACUGGAAGACAAUCAAUAUAUUGUACUUAAAGAUAUAUUGUCAUUACAGUUGUGGGAAAAUCUUCGCCCACUGGACCAAAGAAUGUAAAGAGCUCAUUGCUGGAAAGCAUACUCCGGUCUUCAGACUAAAGAGGAAGGCAGAGCAGCAGGACAUAGAGGUUAGAAAAUUGCCUUCGAAAAACAGUAUUAUCUCAGUGGGAGUCCUUCAAAAUGCACACAGUUGUAUGGAUCAACAUUGUCUCGAUGUAUUUGGUAAUUGAUGUUACUUUUCAAAUUGACUUGUCAAGGAAACCAUGACGCAGACGGCAUCGGAUGUCCGAAGAAUGUGCAUGGCAGAGUCGAUGCAAUUCUGUGUCUACCAGACAUCAAACAACACAGGAGAGAGGUGUGUUGCAGACUCAAUUUAAUAAAUGCAAUUAUCGGGGCUUAUUCAGUGAUUUUCCAUGAAGUGACCACUUUUACAUAUAGUUUAAAUGCACGAAUCAUGCGGGAAAAUUAUUUAUACAUUCAAAUGUGCUGUAGAGGUAUAAUCAAUUGGACAGCGUGUUUGUUUAAUAUUAUGUUUGUCUCUCAUUUGAUCAGAUUGCUUUACCCUGAGGUAAACUUCAUAAAAUGGGUCCAGUGCAAGACGUGCAGGGGCUGGCUGCAUCAGGAUUGUGCCGGGAUUGAAAUGGAGCCGUUUGACUGCGGCUGCAAGGACUCCAUUGAGCAUCCUCGGUAUAAUAAUUACCGGAAACAUAGUAUCAGUCAAAAAUACGAGGCUCAAAGGAUGAAAAAAUGAGGGCUUGCUCUUUUUCUUAUUUCUCUGCAGGAUCAAGGAUGCCGUUGACAGUGGAAGAAUUGGUGCUGUCUUUUCUAAGACACAGAUCAAGGUUGCUUUUGAAUGCACUAUCAGUUGUUAAAGCCACCGUUUCUUUUUCAGAUGAUUACAUUUUUGUCUCUUGCUCUUUGGUUUCAGACAUUACACGAUGAUCUACUGUCUGGAAAGAUCCGCUCCAACAGAAUGUUUCUUUGGAGGAAUCCCGCCACCUCACUCCGGCUAAAGCAGCAUCUUAAGAUAAGGACACUAAGUUGGAGUGAGCAGCGCGUAAGUAAAAAUGCCAUCCAUCAUGAGUAUUUUUACUCUCAGAGGUGUUACAUUUGAAAGCUGUUUACUUUCUGUGUUUUUCUUCAAUAGAUGUUCGAGCUCCUGCGGUUCAUUGAGGAGGCAACAACCAUUUCAGAAAAAAUCAAGAGAGGCGAGAUUCACCUGCUUGAUUUUGUUUUUGAUGUCAUGCUCCCAGAGGUGAGUAGAUCAAACUAUAUAGCUUGCUUUGAAAAUUUAUGAUAUUGUUAAGAGGUUGUUCUUAUUCAUUUGGAAAGCUCAAGAACAACAAUUAACCCAUACUGCAUAACUUCAAUUGUUCACAUUAUUUGACUGUUUUUCAGCUUUUGAUCAAAGCACUUCAGGAGCAUGGCAUCACCCGGUUAAGAGCAGAGCAGAUGAUGGCCUGUGGCAACAUAUUUUAAGCCCCCCACCACACCGACGGCAAUGCUCUGAAUUAUGUAUAUAUUAUAUUUUUUUUUACUGUUCACAAUUUUUUUUGGAAAACAUUAAAGAAAUCUUUGAAGCAGUUGUAUGACAAUUUCCCAUUUCUUUACACAGUCUGUAAUGAUAUCGCAAUUCAAUUGUUUUUGCUAUAUGGCUCUUCUGAACCUUAAAGAGAUCAUGUGACUUGUGUCUUUACAAUUAUUGUAUACUUGGAUUUUGCACAGUCAAGCAAUCCUGAAGAGGCUCACCAGGAAGCACACCAUGUCAUAAAUUAUGUCCCUGGUUACACAAUGUUACUAAAGGAUGGGGGGGAAAAUAUGUGCAGCAACAUAAGCACUCUCAUAAAACCUAAUUAUGAACAACAGAAAAUAUGUGAGGGUCAGGGCAACAUUGUUGACAUUAAACGAGGUCCUAAUAGGAGUGGAGAAACAAGGUCACAGAGAAGUUAAGAAACAUUCAUGUGCUGUGUAAUGAAGCUAUUGGAGAGAGAAGUUAGAAAACACUCUUAUAUGAUGUGUAACAAGAGGUUAAAACAGUCCAUACUUACAGCAAACUCUUACAUAAGAAUUUGAGUAAGAUGAUAACUUCUACAUACAUUUAUACCUAUUCUGACAAAUUAUCAGAAUAUGAGGACAUCAGUCUAUAUAUACAUAUUACUGUAAACUUCAGAAUUAAAUCAGAACAAAACAGUAGUCAUAAUUAAUAACAAAACAGUAGUCAUAAUUAAUACAUAAAGGUUUUAUUUUGGUUUUUAGCUCAAUAAUAAAUUUAAUUCGAUUCUUAUGGAAUGAACGGAGCGAAAAAAAAAAAAAAAAAAAAGCUUCCGGCGAUUAAAUCCGACUACCGGAAGUCCCUUCUGACAAAAAAAAAUCGAUCAUUGGAAUAACCUUCCCACAUGUUGUUUCUUUAUUUAGCUGGACGAAUUAAUUCCGUUAGAAACGUACCGCAUGGAUGUGACCAAAAAACAAACUUUUGGCGAAAUAUUUCGGCGCCAGAAGUCCGCCAACGAGAAAGCCUAUCCACCGGAAGUAAUUCUUUUGGGUCCGCCAAUCGGAGGUAAUGCAGAAGUUCAUUGCGGAAAUUCAUUGCGUUUGUUCAUCUUUUGGGUCCGCCAUCUUGCGCUGCAAUUGGGUCCCUCUCGUAGGAUGCACCGAGACCAACCUACAAUGUGGGCGUGUCUAGUAUCUGAAGUAGCAUGCUACUUGCUCCGAUGGCCAAUUCGGACAUGCUAGAUACUACUUCGACUACUACUUCGACUACUACUUGGCAAUUCGGACGCAGCUGUAAUCAGUGAAAUCUCCUGGUGGAGUUUUGGGUUGGAAAGAAAACCUGCAGCCUCUUGGCUCUCCAUGGCACAUGGUUCCCCACCCCUGCAUUAUAGAUUUAGAGACAACUGAUCCGCUCUGCUACAACAAUCAAAAACAUUAGAAAUAAGAAAGCUGACAAAACUACAGCAGAGGAUCAGGACAACAUUGUUUUUUUGUUUUUUUUUAAGAUUUAGAGAUUAAAGUUGUAAAUUUAGGAGAAUAAA
Xyrichtys novacula (pearly razorfish) is the source of this 13102-nucleotide messenger RNA. NCBI's taxonomy places the organism in Eukaryota, Metazoa, Chordata, Actinopteri, Labriformes, Labridae. The record is from the annotation of a GenBank genome assembly.